Messenger RNA from Centropristis striata (black sea bass), 2183 nucleotides. It is a transcript of the gene tbxa2r, whose product is annotated as thromboxane A2 receptor. Bases 309 to 1403 code for a protein of 364 amino acids. Lineage: Eukaryota; Metazoa; Chordata; Actinopteri; Perciformes; Serranidae. Gene Ontology annotation, cellular component: plasma membrane. Gene Ontology annotation, molecular function: thromboxane A2 receptor activity. Gene Ontology annotation, biological process: inflammatory response; positive regulation of vasoconstriction; positive regulation of blood pressure. The record is from RefSeq and is a predicted model, not a curated record. The transcript is spliced from 3 exons.
GAGUGCAGAUGAUCGGGGGGUUCCUGCUUACAGUCUGCUGCAGGACUUUAUUUCCAUCACAUGGGACAUGGUGUGUGUGUGUGUGUGUGUGUGUGACAUGUUUCCCAACUUUUCCUAUGACUAUUACUGGUGCUAUUAAUCUUACAAGUGCAGAGAGAUGGUUUUAAUGGAGUAGUGCAAACUUCCCAACCAAGAGUCAACUUGAAAGUGCUUCUGUGGUUAAAGAGAGAAAUGAAAUUCCUCACACAACUAUUGUCACUCCACCUCUGAGUCAUCUGAAAUCAACGACCCCACACCAGCUGACAGCCAUGAAUUCCUCAGCCCUGCCGCUCACCAACAACACCCCGCUGUGCUACUCCAUCAGCAGCCCUCCAUACAAGUACCAACCCACCAUCGCCUCCGCCUACUUCUCAUGCAUCUUCGGCACUUUGGGUCUUACCUCCAAUCUCAUUGCCUUCAUAGUUCUCAUCAAGUCCUUCCGGCGGACACAUAGUCGCUCACGCUCCUCCUUCCUGAUCUUCCUGGGCGGCCUGGUGGUCACCGACUUCAUGGGUCUUCUAGUCACCAGCUCUAUUGUGAUCUCCUUCCAUAUUACACACUUUAAUUGGCGCCAGUUAGAUCCAAACUGCCAUUUCUGCAACUUCAUGGGUAUGUCCAUGGUCUUCUACGGACUGUGUCCCCUGCUGCUUGGUGCCGCUAUGGCUGUGGAGCGAUUCAUUGGCAUCAACCGUCCAUUUGCACGCUCAACCACCAUGCCCAAAAGCCGGACAGUCUCCAUGGUUCUGUUGGUGUGGCUGAUCGCAGGGUGCAUAGCUUUGCUGCCCCUAACGGGUAUUGGAAGCUACCACAUGCAGAUGCCUGGCUCCUGGUGUUUUUUCAACAUCAGCUCUGAUGGAAACGACCUGGCCUUUUCCCUGCUCUUCUCUCUGGUCGGGUUGAUUAGCAUCGCUGUGUCAUUUCUGCUCAACACAGUGAGCGUCGUGACCCUGAUCAAGGUGUGCUGUGGACAGGAUAGGACCCAGCGUCGCAGAGACCAUGAAAUAGAGAUGAUGGUUCAGCUCAUCCUCAUCAUGGUCAUCGCUUCUAUCUGCUGGUGUCCCCUUCUGGUCUUUAUUGCACAAACUGUGCUGUCCGGAAGUAAGCUGCAGAUCAAAUACCUACUGCUAUGGCUACGCUUCGCCACCUGGAACCAGAUCCUGGAUCCGUGGGUAUACAUCCUGUUUCGGAGGUCAGUUCUCAAGAGAAUCAACCCCCGUCUCGACUGGUCUCGGGGCUCCAUCAUGAGCUUGUAUCCGUCUUUUAGCGACACCGUCAGAAGGUUCACGCGCCCUUCACUUGGGAGCACCACAGAUGAAACAGGAGAGAGGCGAAAAUCGAGCACAACACAACCUCCUUCUCCGUGAUUCUUUUGGAUUUGAGCUUUUGCAGCAGGCAAGUGACAUCAUGGGGUCAGAGUCUGUGUUUGACUGUUAUUUUAAACUCUGGUGAGUUUUCAUGUUAACUGUGACUAGGAUAAGAAGCAGGAUUGCACCAGUAAUCCGGAAAGAUUUCAUCUUGUUAUUUUACUGCAUAUCACUGAAAUGUUAAACAGUAUUAACAAUGACACUUUAGCAGAGUAUAAAGAACAAGCAUGGACUGAUUGGACACAUCUAUUGUCUCUGUAACCAUUAUACAGAACACAGCAGUGUGCUAAAACAGAUUUAAAGCUAACUACAUGCACCACUAUCUCUACACAUACUGCUUCAUCAAGUGCUUCUGUAAUGUUUUAAUCAAUUGUUUUCUAGUAAGGCCACUCUGGGGCCCUUCAAGUGAUUUUUAAUGUGACACUUUAUUCUGGUAGGACAUUACACCUUGUACACUUUAAUUUGAUGCCCCUGAGUGUCACACUAAACCCAGGAAAAAGUAUUGAAUCAUGUUUUUUAAGGCUGAGUACUAUUUGUAUGUUGUUGUUUCCUUUCUGAAAGUUAUUUCUUUUAAAUUCUUUGGAGAAAACCUUGAAUGUUAAAAGGAACAAAUGCGUGUGUCUUCCGUUCAAUCCAUAUCCGUUUGCAAAUCACAACGAGAAAAAACAAGUUUGAUUGCAUGUUGUAUUUUUGUUUUUGUUUUUUUGUGUUACUUUUUUUAAGUAAAAAAACAUAUUAUUUUAUUCAAAAUAUGCCUGUAAAAUAGGAAUUGAUUGUCAU